Eimeria mitis is the source of this 750-nucleotide messenger RNA. Its product is annotated as RNA polymerase, putative. The transcript is spliced from 2 exons. Lineage: Eukaryota; Apicomplexa; Conoidasida; Eucoccidiorida; Eimeriidae. The record is from RefSeq and is a predicted model, not a curated record. The coding region runs from base 1 to 750 and encodes 249 amino acids.
AUGUGCGUACCGCUUGGCGAUGCUGCUUGCUGCAAGGCUAUAGUAAUGCAGGACUUGCAGCAGCUGGAUGACUGCGUGGAGUUUCUUGUUCUCGGCCACAAGGUGAAGGGCGAUGCCUCCUACUCUUCUGGCCCCCCCCGGUUCAAGUAUGAGGCCCCAGGGAAACUCGCAACCACAGGAGCUGUAAGCGGUAACAGUGACAAAGAAACAGAUGAUAUGUUUACAGAAUCUUCUACCGAAGGAACUGAUGCUGCUGCUGCUGCUGCUGCUGCUGCUGCUGCACGCACUGGGCGGUGUACAGUCACCUCCAAGCACGGCGUCAGCUUCGACUGGUUGGUUGCUCUGGGGUGUCUGAACUGUGGGGCCCCCGUAGAGCUGCGGCGAGAUCUGGUGGCAGCAGCAGAGGAAGCAACAGCAGCAGCAGCAGCAGCAGCAAAGGAAGGUACAGCAGCAGCAGCAGCUCUAGCUGCUGAGAAAGCUGUAUUGCGGUGUCGCCGCUGCGGCCACGAUAUAGCCCCUUUACAUUCAUCUUCUGAAUCUGAAUGUCUUAUAGAACGAAUGGAAUCCUGUGGUUAUACAAAACCUAAUCUUUCUUCAGGGGGUGUAUAUAUGUACGGCAGCCGCAGCAGCUACAACUUUGGCUCUGAGAAGGAGGAAAUAAAACUACAUGCAAAGAAAUAUGUGAACGCUGCGGACAUACUGAAGCUUUCUUUUCUACCUUUCAAGCCAGAAGUGCUGAUGAGGGAAUGA